Messenger RNA from Lathyrus oleraceus (garden pea), 1047 nucleotides. RefSeq lists its product as uncharacterized. The record is from RefSeq and is a predicted model, not a curated record. Lineage: Eukaryota; Viridiplantae; Streptophyta; Magnoliopsida; Fabales; Fabaceae. Gene Ontology annotation, molecular function: zinc ion binding; nucleic acid binding. The transcript is spliced from 3 exons. Bases 1 to 1047 code for a protein of 348 amino acids.
AUGGUUGUGCAUAAAGAAAUUGUUGGCAAGGAUGAUCGUGCGAUUGCUGAUGCUUUUAAGGUGAUGGCUCAUGUGAUGGCGCAAGCGAAUAAAGUGUUACGUGCUAAUCAUAAUUGUGGAGCUGGUGAGUUCCGUGGGCUGGGAAAGUUCAAGAAGAACAAUCUGCCUACUUUAAAGGGAAGGUACAAUCCUGAAGGUGUUGGGGCUACGCUUCAGGAGAAUGAGAAGAUUUUCAGAGUUAUAACAUGCACUAAUGCAUAUAAGGUUCAAAUUGAUGUUCUUAGCCAUAAAGAGAUAGAGUUAUUAGAACGGAAGCAUGGGAAUAUGAUUGUGGAUGACUAUGUAGCUAAGUUUGAGGAGCAAUCAAGAUUUUGUCCUCAUUAUAAUAUUGUGGAAGCUGAGGGUUCUAAGUGUGUGAUGUUUGAGAGUGGCUUAUGUCCUGAGAUCAAGCAGUUCAUAGGCUAUCAGGAGAUCCUCCGUUUCUCAAUGUUGGUGAACAAAUGUAGAAUUUAUGAUGAGGAUAGUAAAGCCAGGUAUGCUCACUACAAGAGUGUUGCAGGUGGGAGUGGAACGAGUGGGGAAGGAGUUUCUGCUUCUAUGAUAUGUUUCAAGUGUGGGGAGUUAGGUCAUCAUGCUACUGAGUGCAAGAGCAUAGGCCUGGCGUGUUUCAAGCGUGGGAAGAUGGGACAUCUCGUUGAUUACAAGAGUGCAAUUUUGACUUGUUUCAACCGUGGAGAACCCGGUCAUAUCAGUAGCCAAUGUCAGAAGCCAAAAAAAGUUCCAGACGUCGUGCAAGCUAGUGGGAAGGUGUUUUCUCUUAGUGGUAUGGAGGUCUCGAGAUUAGAUAAUUUGAUUCUAGGUACGUGUUUUAUUAAUGGUGUCUCUUUGGUUGAUAUCAUUGAUACGGGUGUGACGCAUUCAAUCAUAUCACCCGACUGUGUGGUCAAGUUGAAUUUGGCGGUGUCUCUUAUGAAGGGAAUUAUGGUCAUUGAUACCCCGAUCAAUGGUUCGGUGACUACUUCAUUGAUUUUUAUGAAUUGUCCUUGA